Messenger RNA from Cornus florida, 2774 nucleotides. Its product is annotated as probable methyltransferase PMT11. Gene Ontology annotation, cellular component: trans-Golgi network; endosome; cytoplasm. Lineage: Eukaryota; Viridiplantae; Streptophyta; Magnoliopsida; Cornales; Cornaceae. Bases 271 to 2334 code for a protein of 687 amino acids. The transcript has 9 exons. Gene Ontology annotation, molecular function: methyltransferase activity. The record is from RefSeq and is a predicted model, not a curated record.
UACUGUUUAAAUUAUUCGAUCAGAGAGAGAGAGAGAGAGAGAGAGAGAGAGUGCGUCACUGUGUGUAGAGGGACGACGUAUAAGACACUUCACUCACGCAGUAAAAGCUUAUUCUUUCCGUCCUGUGAUCGGCGAAGAAGAUAGUAUGUGCAAAUAUACAUACAAAUGCAAUGCAUAUGUAAUAUAUAGAGACAUAUAUGCAUUUAUAGAUAUAUAGAGAGAGAGAUAGAGAAAGAUCAGAUCUAGAAAGUGUGGAAGAAGAUUUGAAGCAUGAAAGGCCUCAACAAUGGAGAUCAUAUCAAAUCAUUGAUAAAGAUCUCAGUUUUCGUCUUCGUAACAGUCGCUUUCUUCUACUUAGGAAAGCACUGGUCCGAUGGCUAUCAACGGCUCAUCUUCUUCAACUUCGGCCAAACCCCUCUCGACUCUUUCAAAACCCCUUCAGUCUCUCUCUCUCCCAAUCACAACAAAACCUUCGAUAUAUCAUCUCUCAUAAACGCCAAUCAAACUGAAAUCGUGAAGGACAAAACCCUAGCUCCAGUUUCCCCUGUUUCGGAUCCACAACAACUUCCUCAAUCUCCACCGCCUCCGCCUCCCUUGCUGCCGCCGCCACCACCACCGUCGGUGCAGAGAUUUGGGGUUGUGGAUGAGAAUGGGACGAUGGCCGAUGAGUUCGAGAUAGGCGAAUUUGAUCCGGAUGUGGUGGAGAAUUGGGGGAAUGGGAAUGAGACGGAGGUUGUGGGAAGUGAUGGAGGGGGGUCUAGGGUUAGGGUUAAGAAGUUUGGGAUGUGUCCUGUGAGUAUGAGAGAGUAUAUACCGUGUUUGGACAAUGUUGAGGCGAUUCGGAAGUUGAAGUCGACGGAGAAAGGGGAGAGGUUCGAGCGGCAUUGUCCGGAAAAUGGCAAGGGCUUGAACUGCUUGGUUCCACCGCCCAAAGGUUACAGAGCCCCAAUUCCAUGGCCAAGAAGCCGGGAUGAGGUAUGGUUCAGCAAUGUUCCUCAUGCACGGCUGGUUGAAGAUAAAGGGGGUCAAAAUUGGAUUACUGUAGACAAGGAUAAGUUCAAGUUUCCAGGAGGUGGUACACAGUUUAUACAUGGGGCAGACCAGUACUUGGAUCAGAUCUCAAAGAUGCUCCCUGAUAUUGCAUUUGGUCGGCAUACGCGAGUUGUUUUGGAUGUUGGGUGUGGUGUGGCAAGUUUUGGUGCCUACUUAUUAUCACGGCAGGUGCUCACUAUGUCUAUAGCUCCAAAAGAUGUUCAUGAGAACCAGAUUCAGUUUGCACUAGAGCGUGGUGUGCCAGCCAUGGUGGCAGCAUUUGCAACAAAGCGUUUAUUGUAUCCAAGCCAGGCUUUUGAAUUGAUACAUUGUUCAAGAUGUAGAAUCAAUUGGACUCGUGAUGAUGGAAUUUUACUUCUGGAGGUCAACAGGAUGCUACGUGCAGGGGGAUACUUUGUUUGGGCAGCACAGCCUGUUUAUAAGCAUGAAGCACUCCUUGAAGAACAGUGGGAAGAAAUGGUUAACCUUACCACUCGGCUUUGCUGGGAACUCGUGAAGAAGGAGGGAUAUAUUGCAAUAUGGCAGAAGCCCUUUAACAACAGUUGCUAUUUAGGCCGUGAGGCAGGAACCCAGCCUCCAUUGUGUGAUCCAGAUGAUGACCCAGACAAAGUUUGGUAUGUUGAUUUGAAAGCAUGUAUUACUCGACUACCUGAGGAUGGGAAUGGAGCGAAUGUUUCCACAUGGCCUGCACGCCUGCAGAAUCCCCCUGACAGGCUACAGAGUAUACAAAUGGAUGCCUACAUAUCUAGAAAAGAGCUCUUUAGGGCAGAAUCAAAAUAUUGGAGUGAAAUAAUAGAAAGCUAUAUCCGUGCUUUACACUGGAAGAAGUUCAAACUAAGAAAUGUUUUGGACAUGAGAGCUGGCUUUGGAGGAUUUGCAGCAGCAUUAAUUCAACAUCAACUUGAUUGCUGGGUUCUGAAUGUUGUUCCUAUUAGUGGACCUAACACCUUGCCCGUAAUAUAUGACCGUGGACUUCUAGGAGUCAUGCACGAUUGGUGUGAGCCACUUGACACAUACCCACGAACCUAUGAUUUAUUGCAUGCGGCUGGACUCUUCUCUAUCGAACGAAAAAGAUGCAACAUCUCUAGCAUCAUGCUUGAAAUGGAUCGGUUGCUGAGACCUGGAGGACGUGUAUACAUCCGUGAUUCUCUUGCCGUCAUGGAUGAACUUCAAGAGAUUGGGAAAGCCAUGGGUUGGCAUGUAUCAUUGCGAGACACAUCUGAGGGUCCUCAUGCAAGUUACAGGAUCUUGACAGGCGAUAAACGCUUGUUGCGGGCUUGAAGAUACGGGAUCCAGGGCUGGAUUGCAUUAUGGUGCUUGCAGCUGUGGAACCAAGACUAAAACUGCAGUUGAAGUCUAUUAGACAGUGUUAGGGAGAGGGGAUUCUUGUUGGAAUUUGAUGAUGGUGCAGUGGUAUGGACAGUUACGUGUUUAAUUCUUGACAACUUUUCCAACUUGUAGCUUAACAUGGCGGCUCUUCAUGUAUAGUAAAAGAUCACAAGAACCAUUUGUGUCAUAUCCAGUAAAAGAAGAUGAUACGAGACAUUCGAAAUAGUUAAAUUUUUUUUUUUUCCUACCCAAAUUGAUCAGAGAACUUGCAAAUGUUCUGUUCUAGUGCCUCGGGUGCGUAUAAAUUGUUUUUACCACCACCAUAUUUAGGGUGUAAUUGACAAUGAUUAAUCAUUCUCUAGUUCUAAUCCAUCUUUGUUUUGUUUCAUCCA